Molecule: messenger RNA, 1003 nt
Organism: Meleagris gallopavo (turkey)
Lineage: Eukaryota; Metazoa; Chordata; Aves; Galliformes; Phasianidae
Source: RefSeq, a predicted model, not a curated record
UAGACAAAUAUCACUUGCUGUGUCAUAGCACAUGGAUUUCAGGACCGCAUGCGAAGAGACAAAGACAGGGAUUUGUUUGCUGCAGGAUGGUAACCAGGAGCCUUUCAAAGUGCGACUGCACUUAGCCAAAGAUAUAUUGAUGAUCCAGGAGCAGGAUGUGAUCUGUGUGUCUGGUGAGCCUUUCUAUUCUGGUGAAAGGACAGUAACAAUUAGAAGACAAACUGUAGGAGGAUUUGGAUUAAGUAUAAAGGGUGGAGCAGAACAUAAUAUUCCAGUGGUCAUUUCUAAGAUUUCCAAAGAACAACGAGCUGAACUUUCAGGUUUGCUCUUUAUAGGAGAUGCAAUUCUGCAGAUUAAUGGAAUUAAUGUGAGAAAAUGCAGGCAUGAAGAAGUGGUUCAGGUCCUUCGCAAUGCGGGGGAAGAAGUGACCCUAACUGUGUCCUUUUUGAAAAGAGCACCUGCAUUUCUCAAACUGCCACUGAAUGAAGAUUGUGCAUGUGCCCCCAGUGACCAGAGCAGUGGCACUUCCUCUCCCCUGUGUGACAGUGGUUUGCAUCUCAACUACCAUCCCAACAACACGGAUACAUUAUCAUGUUCCUCGUGGCCAACAUCCCCAGGACUUCGAUGGGAAAAAAGGUGGUGUGAUCUCCGAUUAAUUCCACUUCUUCAUUCACGAUUUUCCCAGUACCUUCCAGGAUCAGAUUUGUGCAGGCAAAAUGCGUUCCAAGUAAUUGCUGUGGAUGGGGUUUGCAGUGGAAUAAUUCAGUGUCUCUCUGCUGAAGACUGUAUUGACUGGCUACAAGCAAUAGCAAGUAACAUUUCCAACCUCACAAAGCACAAUGGACAAAGAAAGGAUGACAAGGAUAAAAGAAGUAGGACUAGUCUGACUGGGAAUGCAGGUAAGCCACUUGGGUUUUUACAGAGAGGCAGCAAAAAGAAACUUGUUCGUAUUUUUACCUCUAUGCAAAUCAGUGCAAAUAAUGACUAUUUCCAAGGAACUUAA